Heterotrigona itama is the source of this 2119-nucleotide messenger RNA. Lineage: Eukaryota; Metazoa; Arthropoda; Insecta; Hymenoptera; Apidae. The record is from the annotation of a GenBank genome assembly.
ACUGUGAAAGCAGCGUUCAGGCCCUGCGAAGAGAAAUGGGGACCGAACGAUCCUAAGAUUCGACUGGAAUGGAAGGAGUUCAUAGCUGAAAAGAACUUCCAGUAUCGCGGUGGUUUCGUCGAAACUUUUUUAAACUGUCAUUUUCAAGAUUUCUCACGGCACACGAUGUCUAUGAGAGAAGACAAAGGUGUCGAUCAGUCUUCCAAACGCUCUUGUGUAGCAAAGAUCGCGCUUAGAUUAUUUCGGUACGAUUUAUGCAGUUUAUCCGUGUGCAGGAGUGAUUAUGCGUUGCAUAAAGAAAAAGAUCUUAUCUUCUCAGUCAGAGUCGACGACAGUCACAGUGGAGGAGAAACCUACAAGGGCUCAGUGGACUAACAAAAUGGAAUUUUUGAUGUCCUGCGUUGCAUUCUCGGUUGGCCUUGGAAACGUUUGGAGAUUCCCAUACACUGCCUAUCAAAACGGUGGUGGUGCGUUCCUGGUGCCAUACGUGAUCGUCUUGUUCAUUGUUGGCAAACCGAUCUACUACAUGGAAAUGAUACUGGGACAAUUUAGCAGCAGAUCUUGCAUAAAAAUCUGGUCCAUCUCGCCGCUUUUCAGAGGCAUUGGCUAUGGCUUGACGAUCUCUGUUUUCUCAGUAGUCACGUACUAUUGUUCUCUGAUGGCACUGACGUUGUAUUAUUUGUCAGCUAGUUUCCAAUCAGUUCUUCCUUGGGCCUACUGCUGGGAAGAGUGGAAGGACAUCUGCUUCGACAGUGCUUCAACUACUAAUAACGAGAUAGUAGCAAAUAUUAGUAGCAAAAGUAGCUCUGCUGACUUGUACUUUCGCAAGGUAGUUCUUAACGAAACUGGAAUACAGGAAGGUUUGGGACUUCCGUCGUGGCAAUUGGUCCUCGCUCUGUUCGUCAGCUGGACGUCUGUUUUCGUAGUGUUGAGCAAGGGCGUGAAGAGCAGCGGGAAAGCAGCGUACUUCCUCGCUAUAUUUCCAUACGUGAUCAUAAUAACUCUUUUGAUAAGGGCAGUCACGUUGGAAGGAGCGGUCGACGGAAUAAUAUUCCUGUUUGAGCCAACCUGGGAGAAGAUUCUCGACCCGUCAGUAUGGUAUGCAGCCGUGACGCAAUCCUUCUUCUCCCUCGGAGUCUGUUUCGGGGCUGUUGUCAUGUAUUCCUCCUACAAUCGCUUCGACCAUAACAUAUUGAGAGAUUGCACGGUAGUGACAACCUUGGACUUGGGCACAAGCCUGAUAGCAGGGACAACCAUUUUCGGUAUUCUGGGCAAUCUCGCUCACGAGUCUGACAAAGACAUCAGCAACGUGGUUCGUGCCGGAACAGGUUUAGCUUUUAUCUCAUAUCCGGAAGCCCUGGCGAAAUUCACUGUGGUCCCACAAUUGUUCGCCGUGCUCUUCUUCCUGAUGCUGUUUAUCUUGGGCAUAGGUACCAGCGUGGCGUUCACCGCUGUCAUCAACAGCGUUAUUAAGGACAGAUUCCCUCAUCUCCAAGACUGGAAGAUUGCUGGUGGCGUUUGCUCUGUUGGCUUUCUCGUUGGAAUCGUUUACUGCACGAGAGGCGGGCAAUACAUCCUGAACUUGGUAGACUAUUUCGGUGGCACGUUCGUCAUAGUAUUCCUGGCUUCUUUCGAACUGGUCGCUAUUUCCUGGAUAUACGAAGACACACAUUUCCGACGAAAUAUUGAAGCUGGUUGCUUUAUAUCUCGCUUCAUUUUCCUCGCAGGUGUCGACAAUUUUCUAGACGAUGCAGAAUUUAUGCUGGGCAACAGACCCUCGUUCUACUGGAGGUUCUGCUGGUAUUUUCUAACACCGUUGACGCUCCUCUCGAUUCUUAUUUACUUCCUCUGCGAGCUGACGCCCAUCACGUACAACGACGAAUAUUAUCCAACUUCCGCCUAUGGUACAGCAAAUUCUACGGCUCCACGGUCGGCCAGAAUUGCUUAAACCGAAUCCCGAUUGGGGACCAAAGGAUCCCACCAAGUACAAAGAAUGGAAGGAAUUCAAAGACUCGAAGAGGAUCGCGAGGAUGAGCUUGGACAAGAAAAGAUCGAGGAUCGUUGCUUUGUUGAUCGGAGAGGAUUGAGAAUGAUCGUGCUAUCGAAAAAAAGAUAUAUA